GUCAGUCUGUUCGCGGACUCCUAGCAAGCACCACGUCUGGCUACUCCAAGUGCCUCCUAGGUCUGUGUCAAUCGCGAUCCUCGAUGUCUGUCGUGUGUCAGGAACGUAACUGAGGUGACGCAACCAGGAGCUUGGUACGCUGGGUCGUGUGCUAAAACAAACUAAAGUGGCGCUAAUUAGGCCGACUCUCUGGGGUGACAGGAAGAGGUUUGCGAGGUUCGUUAUCACAGCUGCUGUCUUACAGAUUUUCCAUCUCAAAAUGGAUAGCUGGCUGAUGUUUUUCUCAGCCGCUCUAGCAAUCAGCUGUUUUCUACCUAAUUCCCACGCACUCCCUCACGAGUUGGAACUAAGAAGGUGUGGAGAGGGCUUAGCCAAUAUGAUGGCUUUAGUGUGCAAAGGCCGUGGCUACAACUCAUUCUUCCCUGAUCCUUCGUCCGGCCGAAUUAGAAGAGGCAUUGGUAUCGUUGAUGAAUGCUGCCGCAGCUCCUGCAGUCUAAGUACAGUGCUGCAAUAUUGUGGACCUCUAACAAGCACUGAAGCGCCAACAGACACAGUAAUAAAGAAAAGGAGUGACAGCGACACGGAUUGGGCAGUGGAAACCAACUCUGAAGGAGUUGAGAUGUUGACCUAUAAACCACGAACACUACAGACCGACAACGAAAAACUACCCAAAACCUACUACGGUGUCAAAGCCUCGGAUCAAAGACAAACUUUCGAAGAAAUUUCAAACUCUAUCCAAAAACUGUCAUCGUCUACACCUGCAUCAUCAUCAUCGUCGUCUUCAUCAUCUUCAUCAUCAUCUUCAUCAUCAUCAUCAUCGUCAUCUUCAUCGUCAGAUGACUCAUCAGUAGUAACUGAAAGUCAAGACAAAUUAGUAACUGAAAGACAAGACAAAUUCAACACCGGUUUGAAUUUAAACUCCAUAUUCAAACUUUCACCAGUGACUGAAAAACACUCCAGUCACGAAAAAUCUCACCACACCAAAACUAACCCUGUGUUUAGUAGAUUGAGAGUUAGUUCAAACGAAAAUAGGUCGAAAGAGGACAGGCGAAGUUCUUCGAAAGAGGAGAAGAGAAAUUCGUCAAAGGAGGACAGAAGGUUGGGUUCGAGGGAGAGAGUGAAUAGUAGGUGUAAUUCGAUUAGGGGUUGCAGGGUGGCGGGUGGGGGAAGAAGCAGCGGGGAAGUGGGAGGAGGGGUUGAUAGGAGAGAUUUGGAUGCAAUUAGGCCGGUCAGUAUUGAUAGAGUGAGAGGAAGCGAGGAAAGGAGAGGGCACUCAUCUAGCGAGCAGAAUAGGAUAAGGCAUAGGAAUCACAAGAUCUCAUCACGAGAAAAGAAGUCAUCCUCCGAAGAUAAGCCGAAACAAAGCAAAGUGGGGACUGUGGCUCCAUUUUGGGAAAAAGGCCUGGUACUUCCCAACUUCAAGACCUCCAGUUUCAACCUAAGAUAAUCGAUUUUAAAUCAUUAAAACUAUCCUAAUUAUCUUGCAAUCAAGAUAAUUGGAACUUUAAGACACCAACUUAACUCCGUCAACGAUCUCCAUAGGAAUUUAAUAAGACUUUUAACAAAUUAAUUAUUAAUUAAUUAUUGUACUACAAUAGACGAACAGUUAGUUCCAACUGUGAUAUAUAAAUGUAAAUAGAUUUUAUGUUAUUGAAUUAGUUCUUGAUCAUUCGGAUACUAGUUGAUGAAGUAGCUAUUGAUGAAAUACACUAUUAGAACAAUUUAUUAUAUACUGUUAGGGAAACGAAUACCGUACUAGGAUAAAUGAUUCAAUGUGAGGGAGUGCGAAUUUUAACUAUAAAAACAUUGACUAAUUUUAAAAUUAUAAUUUAAACUUUAGAAACAAAUUGACAUAAUUGAAUAGGACAACAUUAUAGAAAUUCCAUAGAUGAACGGAUAUAAUUGAAUCAGAAAAAAGUAUAAAGGACUGUACUUAGCGGGGACUAGAACUAAUCAUUGUAGCGUUAAUAUUAUAAUCGUUUUUUAUAUUUAUAAAUAAACCCCAAAAACCGUCGAUGAAUAUUAAAAUUGUUAUUUUAGAAAAAUGAUGUUUGUUGAAAAAUAUUAUAUGAAUGAAUUUUAUAUACCGUAUUUAAACUUAAACAUAAGGAAUUGAUACUGAGUCAUGAAUACUACAUUCUUGUUUAAAUAAAAAUAUAAAUCUCAGUACACUUUUAAAUUAUUUUAAUUAGUAUCAGACAUUAAUGUCUGAAACACGUUGUGAAAAAAUAAUUUAAAAGGCUACUGAGAUUUAUAUUAAAAGUAACCAUAAAGAAAAAGACAAUAAAUUCUUGUAGUAUAUGGGCACUACAUGGAAAAAUGAUACUUUUUGAAAAAUCUAACAAAAUCAUGAUUUGAUCGACAUUUUUUCGAAAGAUUUGUAUGAUAUGAAAUAGUCUUGAGUUGUUACAUCCAUGUAAGCAAAGUCAAGGUAGAUAUAUAGCAAAUCGUAAUCAUAGAUCUAUACUCUUCGAACUAGCAUUCUUUAAAAUAAAAUUCUGACUCCCCAAAGAGUGAUUUUUACUGAAAAAUUUGAAUUGAGAUUUGAUGAUGAUUGAAAAAUUUUUGUUGAAAUUUGAUGUUUGAAAACUUGGACGAUAGGUACCCUCAAAAGUGGCCUCAAAUAUUGUAACAAAUCUAUUUUUUUAUCAAAAGUGAUUCGAAUUGUUACGCGUUUUCUCAUUCUAGAUUGCUCCUUGAUCAGCUGAUGAAACUCAGCAUUGCAUUGUGAAAUCGAACGAUAAUUUAUUAUUUUUAUGAACUUUGUUCUUGAAACGAAUUUAUAAAUUUUUCCACCAAUCAUUGAAUGUUCUAUUUGAUUGAAUGGCAUUGAGAGAAGACUUAAUUAGAGAUAUU
Molecule: messenger RNA, 2856 nt
Organism: Nilaparvata lugens (brown planthopper)
Lineage: Eukaryota; Metazoa; Arthropoda; Insecta; Hemiptera; Delphacidae
Product: putative protein TPRXL
Cellular component (GO): extracellular region
Molecular function (GO): hormone activity
Source: RefSeq, a predicted model, not a curated record